UUGAGAAGAGAAGGAUCGUCCCAGCGUUGAAGCCGUGAGGGGAGUACGUGUAUAAGUGCCAACACUCCCUUUCACAGGUUUGUCUUCGCUCAUCAUUUCGACAUGCAGUUUCGCCAACUUGUCUUGAUUUUCAAGCUGACCGUGCUGCAGCAAUCUUUUUCAGCUCUAAGCCAGGCCCCGGCUUCCGUGAAGAUCGAUAUAAGACCACCCGAGGGGAUGGCCAGACUAGAGGGGCGCUUUUUGCUUUUACAACGACCCACUGUGCUUCCCGAGUCCCGACUGUUGUGCUUGAAUCGACGAAGAAUUUGGAGACUGCAAGCCAUUUCAGUCACAGUCUUCCGCAUGACACCGCGGAAACAUCAGUCAGAUACAUCAGACUUCCUCGACACACUUAAAACCUCCAUCGGGACGGUUUGCCUAAUAGUUUGCCCGCCGUAUAAGUUGAUGACUUGCUACGAUCGUCGGCUUACUUGCGCGAGCUGAGUCAACUUCAGAUGAGGGAGGGGCAGUUCCUGGAAUAAGAAAGUUGAGUCUCUCGGCAAAACAGUCUCCCAUGAGUCUCUUCGCUCUGAAGUGGUGCGAA
Messenger RNA from Colletotrichum phormii, 583 nucleotides. RefSeq lists its product as uncharacterized. Bases 103 to 483 code for a protein of 126 amino acids. The record is from RefSeq and is a predicted model, not a curated record. The transcript has a single exon. NCBI's taxonomy places the organism in Eukaryota, Fungi, Ascomycota, Sordariomycetes, Glomerellales, Glomerellaceae.